Molecule: messenger RNA, 2379 nt
Organism: Cavenderia fasciculata
Lineage: Eukaryota; Evosea; Eumycetozoa; Acytosteliales; Cavenderiaceae
Exons: 2
Coding region: 1-2379 (792 amino acids)
Source: RefSeq, a predicted model, not a curated record
AUGUCACAACAUAGACCACAUUUAUCAGCUUCAUCAUCAUCAUUUUAUGAAAGUAAUCCAAGUGAUAGAUCAUAUACUAUGGGAGGCGGAGGAGGAGGAAGGGUGAAUCAAGCACCAUCAACAACACCACAGAGAAGAACCAAUCCUAUGCCUCCAAGUUAUCUGAAUACACCAACUAGAAUGACACCAGUUGACACUUCAUCGACUAGUGGUAUAUUUGAUGAUACUCAGGUUGAUCAUAGAUACGAUCAUGAUCAGAUACCUGUCACUCCAAUCCGUCCGUCAUCCCAUCAGCAACACCAACAAUACCAAUAUGAAAAUGGGAGAACUCCAGUACACACAAAUGGUCCCAUCAAUUCUUCAUCUACUACUACAACUCCAGGUGCCUCUGUACCUUUUGAAAGAUCAAAUGGCAGUAGACCUACCACCUCCACAACAACCCCUUCUUCUCAUGUGCCACCCUCACCAACUGCACCAAGAAGACCAACAACAGCAACACAACAAUCAUCGGCUACACCAACAACACAAUCAUCCAUGUUUUCAUCGAUGCAAUAUCAAGACAACUUUGCUCAAGAGGGAAAUGCAAUGUCUGAUCAAUUAAAAAGAUCUGCUUAUCGAGCUGUAGGACAACAACAACAACAACAACCACAACAACAAUCUCAACCACAACAACCUCCUCAACAACCACAAUACACACAAAGAGAUUUUCAACCAACACAAUAUGUUGAUGAAGUUGAACAAAGACAUCAACAACAACAACAACAACAACAACAACAUUCAUAUAUAUCGCCAACUACAUCACCAUCAAUAACAAAAGAAGGUGGAGAUUAUGUAUCGGCAAUCGAAAAACAAUUAAAUUUUAUUACCAAACAACUGGAAAAGGAAAAGGCAAAGAAUAGAGAAUUACAAUUAUCAUAUUCCAACCAAUCCUCAACAACAACUGCUCCAACAUCAAUGAAUGGUAGUGGUAUGAAUGGUGAUUAUUAUUCCCAUCAACAACAACAACAACCACAACAACAACAAUCUCAACCACAACAACAACCUCCUCAAUAUCAACAAAGUCAGAGUCAAGGACAAGGACAACAAAAAUAUUUUAAUAUUUCAGAUGAUAUAAUGGAUAAUUUUGAUGAAUUAAAUCAAAUUAGAAAACAAUUGGAUGAUACAGUUGACAAGUUGUAUAGAGAAAAGGAGAAAUGUUCGGAAAAAGAGGCCAUCAAUACUGAUUUGAGAAAACAGAUUGAUAUGAUUGAAAGAGAAAAGAUGGAACUACAGAAAUCAACCUUUUCAUUCAAAUCACAUAUUUCACUUGUCGAAGGGCGUCUCAAGGAGCGAGAGGCAGAGACCAUGUCGCUUCGUGGCGUCAAAGAACACAAACACAUCCUAGAGAGAGAAAAGAAAUUGUUGGAAGAAAACAAUAGUAAAUAUCUCGACGACAUUAAUGACAUGUCGAUUCGUUUCAACACUACGAUUGCCGAAAAGAGCAGAACCGAGGAAUCGAUGAAAUCGGAAAUUGCCAAACUCGGCGAAGACAAUCUCAAGUUGGCCCGUGAAAAUCUUGCCCUCCGAGAAGAUUAUGAACAGCAAAUCGCACAUCUCCAAUACUUUCAAAAGAACGAGAAUGAAAUGAAGAGUGAGAUUGGAAGUUUGCAAUCGGAUAUUAAAAUUGUCAAAACUGACCACGAAACUCUUAGACGAAAAAACGACGAACUCUUGCGUCAACUCAGACAAAAGAGUGCUGUGGCCGACCAGGUGGAUCAACUCAGAGAACAAUUACACGAAAAGGAUCAACAUAUUGCCAAUCUUGUCAAGUUUGAAAAGGAGGCCCUACCAAGAUUACAAACACUUGAACCCCAAAAUAGAAAACUCGACCAACAAGUUCAACAAUUGACGGCCGAGAUUGACAGACUAAAGGAUCAAAAGAAACAAGAAUCCGCGUCCUAUCAAUCUAAACUUGCUCUGUUUGAAACCAAUAUGAAAGCGGCAAGUGCUCAUGCUCAACAAACCAUUUCUCAAAAGGAUUCUCAAUUAAAGGAUUAUAAGGAUAAAAUGGAUGCUCUUAGAAAACAAUUUGGUAUGACUAGUAUUAGUAGUGGUAGUGGUGUUGGAGAUGGUAGUAGUAGUAGUAUGAGUGGUAGUGGAAUCCGUACUUCUCCAAUGAGUUCUUCACAACAUCAACCUCAACCACGUGUUCCACAACCUCAACCUCAUCAUCAUACUCAACAACCAAUACAACAACAAACUCAUCAUCAUCAACAACCAACAACAUUUUCACAACAACAACAACAUCAUACUCAACAACAACAACCAAUACCAACUCAUAGGCCAAUGGCAGGAGGUCAAUCUGGUGGAAUUGGGGGUGGAUCAUCAAUGAGACAUUAA